AUGACACAGGACCGCAGACUGGGUGGGAGGUUCCUGAGGCCUCCUGUCGCAGUACCCACUCUGUCUUUGCAGAGCUCCCAGGCGGACAUCAUUGAGGUGCUGGCCCAAGGACCCGACUAUACCGCCUACGCGGUCAGGGUGCAGGUGCACCAGGCUGACGACACAGUCCAGUGCCUUUCAGAGGGCCCAGCUGAGGUAACUGGUAAGCUACCUGAGUCCUACUGGAUGCAGGACCUCCGUGAGGGCACCUUAGAGCAAGUGGCCACAUCCAUGGUACCAGCUCUCCUGGGGGGAAACGUCCCCCAGGUCUCCACGCUGGCCUUCUGCAGAGCCCAACAGUUCCUGGAGGAGCUGUUAGCUAGGUCCUGUCCACCGUCCAUCAGAGCUGAUGCCGUCAAGGUGCUUUCGACAUCUGCAGGCACACCUCCUCAUAAGGACCAGGGUGACACACCGCAGGACCAAGUCAUAAAGGUCAUUGCUUCGCUGGUCGGGACCUGGCUGGAACAGGUCCAGGGUUUUGGGCAGCACCUUCCUUUUGCCUUGUUGGAGGUAGAGCAGGCCUUGGUGCCCAUCAAGUCCCCAGCAUCUCACCUGUUGGGCCAAACCCAAAAUCCAGAGCUGGAGCAUCUUGAGCCCACCGAGGCAACUCACCAAGGUCUAAACCCAGAGCUGCGGAGCUCUCCAGAGCCAGAGGAAGGGGCUGCUCAGCGGCCAGAGUCUGGUCCAGCCAUUCGCACUACCAUGGCGUGUCCUGGCCUGAGGCAGUACAUGAGGCCAUUAAGGAGACAGGUGCUGACUGUGCUGGAAGCCUUCUCUGCUGCUGUCAUGACAGUUCUAGGCGAUUAUCUUUAA
This is a messenger RNA of Pipistrellus nathusii (Nathusius's pipistrelle), 852 nucleotides long. NCBI's taxonomy places the organism in Eukaryota, Metazoa, Chordata, Mammalia, Chiroptera, Vespertilionidae. The record is from the annotation of a GenBank genome assembly.